Molecule: messenger RNA, 1314 nt
Organism: Durusdinium trenchii
Lineage: Eukaryota; Dinophyceae; Suessiales; Symbiodiniaceae
Source: the annotation of a GenBank genome assembly
CAUCCCAACAUUUGGCGCUUUGGGUACCGGUCCCUGUAGCUUUGGGGGGCACAAUUCUUGUCGCGGUGCACUGACUCAGCUACCGGGGCUCAAGCUGCAAGAAGCAGUCGAGCCCACCUCCAAGCGCCUCCGCUGGGCUCAGGCAUGGCCUGUUUCUCAUCCCUUCGAUGGCGCGCGAGCCGGGCACAGGUGAUGCCCGAGCAAGUCCCGGAAUCCGCCUUUCGUGUCCGUUUGGAGGUGGAGCUACUCAAGGAAGAGACAUGGCGGGGCUGGGGGAUCGUGGUGUCCAGCGAUGAGGCCAUUCAGGAGCUGGUGAUCGUUGCCAUCCAGCAAUCCUCAACAGUGAAAAACUGGAACCUGGAGCAUCCUGAGUGUCCCAUCGAAGUGGGCCAAGCGAUCCUGGAGGUGAAUGGAAAGACCCAGCGGAACGAGAUGCUGCAGGAGCUUUGGGACGAAAAGGAUGGGAAGGAUGGGAAGGAAGGGAAGGUGUCUUUAGAGAUGCUGCUCGAUGUACAGCUGACCCCGCGGCAGAGAAGCUUCUUCAAAGGUGCCAUCCAGAGAUAUGACGCAGUGGGUGACUUCCUCGAGUCGGCCCACCUUUCUCACGAUCUAUGCGUGGCGGAGCCAUGUCCAAUUUGCCAUGACCCAGUCCAUGGGAGCUCUGAUGUAGUUCGAUUGCCCUGCGGCCAUCAUUUCCACAAACACUGCGCGUUCAAGUGGUUUGUGUCCCAAAGGAAGUUUCGUUGUCCCACCUGUAACAACCUCCUGGGAGGAUGGAGCUAAAUCCUGAACCCCGAGGUUGUGUGCCACUUUUGGGCUCCAGUUGCUUUGCCAAGGGGCCUAGCACGGAGACCAAAAAUGGGCUGAGAUGAUCAUGCGGAUUGAAGCUGGUCAUUUCACGCUUCUUGCUCGGGCCAAACGAUUCGCACGGUUCGAAAUGGUUUGAAUAUGUUUGAAUUUGCAUGUGUUCUCCCAGAUUCUAUCGUGGUGUCGUUUGACUUGGCCCAGCCCCUGGGAUUAAAGCAUUAACAUGUUGGCUGAAUCCUUUGGUUUUUGGCCAAAUUCUUUGGAGUGGUCCUGGAAACACUCAAGAAGGCGCGUGCCACCUUGAAGACUAAGUAGGCUCAAGGAUUCAUGGCCGCCACGUGGCCUGUGGCCUUGAUGUACUUUAGUUUUGCCAUGUCAUGACUCCAGUGGCUUGGUCAGAAGGCCUUGCCCGGAGAUAUUAUGACCGUACAGAUUUGUGAUAGGUCAUUUGAUGCAAAAUGGCUACCGGAUCACAUAUUCCAUAUGACAUAUUUAUGACAUAUUGAC